Messenger RNA from Impatiens glandulifera, 1632 nucleotides. RefSeq lists its product as uncharacterized. Gene Ontology annotation, molecular function: zinc ion binding; nucleic acid binding. The record is from RefSeq and is a predicted model, not a curated record. The transcript has a single exon. NCBI's taxonomy places the organism in Eukaryota, Viridiplantae, Streptophyta, Magnoliopsida, Ericales, Balsaminaceae. Bases 1 to 1632 code for a protein of 543 amino acids.
AUGGGUCUUGCGAUGAAAGAGGCCUUGGAAAAACUGAGUGGUGAUGAGAUCGCAAUGUUGAUGCGAGCAUUCAGCUUUGCCUCUAGUGACACGGCACCGAAACCAACCCCAGCACCUACACCAGCACCUAGGGUGGAGCUUCCCCCGAUUGAUGUGAAACUCGAUGGUCCAGCUUCGUAUCUGCGCUGGUCACGUCGAGUGCGAUACACACUAGUAGGGAGGAAAUUAGAGGGGUACUUGACUGGAGCGGUUACUAAGCCGGUUGAGGAUACUCCAGCAUGGGAUGAUUGGAGGUCUAUUCACAUGCUGGUGUAUGUCUGGCUCUUAAACUCGAUGACUACACCGAUUGCGGCCAAUGUUGAUGGUAUGGAGGAUGUGCGGUGUGUCUGGGAGAAGCUGAAGAAGACUUAUGAUGGAGUGGGGAACAACCUGAGGGUUUACCAGGUCCAAGUGGAGAUCGCUGCUUGUGUACAGGGGGAAAGGACUGUUCAGGAGUAUGCCAUAGAGCUGGAGCGCUUGUGGCUGGAUCAUGACUACUGCACGAGGACAUUGUGUUGCACUGAUCCCGCGUACAGGAAGACUGAGGCUUGUAUGCAGGAUAGGACCAUGGGGUUUCUCAGAGGUCUGGCCCCAACCUUUGAGCAGAGGACUGCAAUGUUAUUGGCUCAGCCGAAGAUUCCCUCGCUUGAGGAGGCAGUCUCGGCCAUGAUACAGGAGGAGACCCGGAUUGAGCUCCAGGCCGGGGCAGGGGGACUUCCAGGGGUGAAGUCAGCCCUAGCUGUCUCCAACUUAGGUGGUUCCAGGUUUAGAGGUGAGACCCGGGAAUGCUACAAUUGUGGAGAGGUAGGCCACUUGAUAUCGGCUUGCACCAAGUCACCAAAGGCGAGGAACUCCGGUGGACGUGGUCAGUCUGGUGAGCGCGGUCGUGGUCGUGGCCGUGGCCGCAGAGGAGGUGGAAGAGGGGGCUACCGGGCAAACCUGAUGGUAGCAGGUGAAGAUAAUGGAGAUGGUGUGCAGGAGGAGGAGCUCUCUGCGGAGGAUCAGGAGCUCUUGAGAUCCUACUCCCAACUUCUUAGGAGAAAGGGAAGAGGUGCGGUAGAGAAUGCAUCUACCUCGGGUAACAUUGCCACUUAUGCUCAUUUAGUUGCAGGUACUAGUGACACCCAUGCUCUUGCCUCUAUAUCUACCGUUGGUUCACCAUGGAUUAUUGAUUCUGGUGCUUCCAGACAUGUUACGGGUACGGUUGGAGAAUUUUCUUCUUAUACUCACCUGGAAAUCCCUGAGAGUAUUCGAACAGCCGAUGGUACGGCCCAACCCGUAGUGGGUAAGGGUACUGUGCGAUGUACUGACUCAUUGACUUUGUCCAAUGUUUUGCAUGCUCCAUCUUUUCCAGUAAAUCUCUUAUCCAUUAGUGCUAUUAUCCUCCAACUGAAAUGUGUUGUCACUUUUGAUAUUCCCAAGGUGAUCUUCCAGGAGAAGGGAACGGGCAGGAGGCUUGGGACUGGCACAUGGCGUAAUGGCUUGUGGUUUCUUGAGAGAAAAGAGAUGGACUCAGCCCUCGCAUCUGUGGUGGAGAGAUCUGGAGGAGUGAGGAGUAGUGUGGAAGACUUGUUGUUGCUCUACCAUAGGUGA